CACACUUUCGUAGUAGUAGAACCUUCCAACAUCUGGAGAACGAUCAAGGAGCAACCUUUGUUACCAGCCGUCCGAUCAACCGACCCAUUUGACACAUCUCAGCUCUCUCACUGACUUCUUCAGUCAGUAGUUCUUCUCUUUUCUCUUCUCUUUCUUCAGAUCUCUGCGAGAAAUUGGGGUUAACAAUGUUGCUCCACCUUCGUCUUUUACUUCUGCUAUGUCUGACUUCUUCUUUGAAAGUCCAAGCGUCGGUGCAUGAGUACCGCAGCGAGAGAUUCAUGUCUAAAGGCAACGCCUUUGUCUUCCAUGGUGGCAGUGAAGGCAUCUACUCCUCUUCUCCUUCCGAUAACUUCACUUCCGACUCCGAUUCCGUUUCCUUUAUCCGGUUUGAGAAGAUCAAGUUUCAGAGGCCUGACGAAGUGUCUAACAGAUCCUCAUUACCUAUCCACGCUGUGGUGUUUGAGGUAGAGGACAGGGAAAACAUUGGAGGAUCAGCUUAUGGUGGGCAAAGAGCUGUGUGUUGCACAUCUGAUUUGGCUAAACUCGGUGUUUGCUCGCACGGAGAUGUCAUUUACCGUCCUUCUGCUAAAGAUUCUGGCUGGCCACAAGUGUUUGGUGUUUCAAUUGCUGAGAAUGAGUUGUCUGUUACGCUGCCAACAAGAUCGAUUCAGGUCACUAAGACUGGGAUGUACAACCUCUACUUCAUUCAUUGUGAUUCUGAUCUCAAGGAUUUGCUUGUUGAAGGGAAAACCAUUUGGAAAAAUCCUACUGGAUAUCUACCAGGUAGAAUGGCUCCGUUGAUGUACUUUUACGGGUUCAUGUCGCUUGCUUUUGUGUUGCUUGGCAUCUUCUGGUUCUCCCAGUGUGCUAGAUUCUGGAGAGAAGUGCUUCCGUUGCAGAAUUGCUUAACUCUGGUGAUUACAUUAGGAAUGUGUGAGAUGGCACUUUGGUAUUUCGAUUACGCUGAAUUCAAUGAGACUGGGAUCAGACCAACCGUGAUCACCAUUUGGGCAGUCACUUUUGGUUCUAUCAAGCGUACAAGUGCUCGUAUUAUCAUCCUGAUGGUUUCAAUGGGCUAUGGUGUUGUGAGACCUACGCUUGGGGGGUUUACAUCAAAGGUUAUCAUGCUUGGGGUCACUUUCUUUGUUGCAUCUGAAAUUCUCGAGCUGAUGGAAAAUGUUGGUGCUGUCAGUGAUCUCUCAGGGAAAGCUCGACUGUUUUUCGUACUUCCUGUUGCGAUAUUGGAUGCUUUCUUCAUCAUAUGGAUAUUCAAAUCACUCUCUGCUACGUUCAAGAAGCUGCAGACCAGAAGGUUGUUGGUCAAGUUGGAUAUAUAUAGGAAGUUCACAAAUGCUUUGGCUGUAGCCAUUUUGGUUUCCUUGGGUUGGAUUUGCUACGAGCUUUAUUUCAAGUCGAAGGAUGUUUACAACGAACAUUGGCAAAACGCUUGGAUCAUCCCGGCCUUCUGGCAACUGCUCUCCUUUUCCCUCCUAAUUGUUAUCUGUUCUCUCUGGGCUCCAUCUCAGAACUCGACUAGGUACGCCUUCUCUGGAUCUUCUGGUGAUUCAAGUGCGGAGUUUGAGAAGGACGAUUACACACUAACCCUCAUUAAACCAUCUCCCAUUCCUUCUCACGAAGUCAAGAACCUCUCAGAAACCAGACCUUUACAAGCCGACGAAGGAGAAGCAGAAAAAGAUUUGGAGGAAGAUAAGAGGGACUAAAGUAGUGAAGACAAUAGCCACAACCAUCUAUUUGAUACUUCUUUCUCUUUAUCAACACCUCAAUAUUACUACAUGUAUUCUUUUAGGUUACGUGAGUUUAGUUUGUACAAUACAAAGGGCAAGAGACCAAAUCAGCCUUUGUCUUCGGUGUUGUAGUGUUAGUUUGUGUGCCUUGUUUUUGUCAGUGUAAUGUUUCCUAUGUUGCUUUAUACAUUUAAGUUAGUCUAUGACAAGGGUGGAAAUAUCUC
This is a messenger RNA of Camelina sativa (false flax), 1969 nucleotides long. RefSeq lists its product as uncharacterized. The record is from RefSeq and is a predicted model, not a curated record. Gene Ontology annotation, cellular component: membrane; Golgi apparatus. Gene Ontology annotation, biological process: transport. NCBI's taxonomy places the organism in Eukaryota, Viridiplantae, Streptophyta, Magnoliopsida, Brassicales, Brassicaceae.